Messenger RNA from Morone saxatilis (striped sea-bass), 1742 nucleotides. RefSeq names its product protein scribble homolog. NCBI's taxonomy places the organism in Eukaryota, Metazoa, Chordata, Actinopteri, Moronidae. The record is from RefSeq and is a predicted model, not a curated record. The transcript has 3 exons. The coding region runs from base 491 to 994 and encodes 167 amino acids.
GAUAGAUUGCUGGAGGUAGGCAGGGAAUCAUUUUUCUCAUGUUUGUAAUCUUUGUUCUUAAUUUCUUAUUCGCUGACUGUGAGAUAUACAACCCAGCAUGUGAAACAUUGUUGACUGAAUCUAAAUCACACAUUUACUUUAUAUUGGCUGUAAGAAUAUCACUAUAAAACCCAUACUGCUUCCUUCCUGCUGGUGUUCCUCUUGUGACCAGUGGAGGGCAUCAUAAGACCAGUAGAGACUUCCUUCAGUGAUAAAGCCACUGAGGCUGAUGAAUAGAAAGCGAAUACAAACAAACAAACAAAUAAAUAUAAAAAAAAUAGUUCUUUAGUUCAGAUUCAAGCUGAUUGGAAAAAAAUCCUUCAAUCAGUGGCUGUAGUGGCUGUGGCUAUUUUUAGAGAACUUGUGCUGCUCCCCCACCUCUGACCUCCUACUUUCACUGGCCCCUGAAAGUAUAAUGUGACCACGGUCCAUCCAGGUCAAUGGCAUCAGCAUGCAGGGGGCGACCCACCACGAAGCGGUCAGUGCCCUCAGGAAUGCUGGGAGCUGCAUCAAGAUGAAAGUCCUCAGAGAAAGGCUGCUACCCCAAGAGGUGUGUGACAUGAACACGCCUCAGGCUCCUCAGGACGUGACGGGAAGACAGCUGUGCAGCCAGGAUGGCGGAGUCCAGAGAAGCAAACAGCCGAUGAUUGAGACCGCAGAAGACUGUUUGUCCAAGAAGAUUGAGGCGGUCGUCUGUAACGGCAACGGCAUUCCUGAUUUAGAGAGUGACCUCAAUAGGACCUUGUCUGAACUGGAGGCAGAGGCUUUGAUGAAAAAUGAUUCACUUCAAGGGGGGAAACAUACAAUGACAAUCCCUCGGAUCAUCCUCACUCAUCCCUCUACCUCAGAUGAAGAUGUGGAGCUUUUGACACAGAGCCCCAGCAGAGAGCCGCUACAUGACUUUGACAUUCCUGACAGACGUGCCUGUUUCGACAGUGCUUUCUACCCACCUUGACCGCAGCAUAGAGAUACAUGCAGACUGUUAUUAGCCAACCCUUGGUAUUUUUUUGUACUGAUGCAUUUUCAUUGAUGUUACUGUGCAGGGUUAGCGCGGGGGAAAAAACUGCUGGAAUGUGUUUUUUACCGUCACUGCAAAGCUUUUUUUGGUCUGUCAGAUUCAAUUGCUGCUAGUAUUUCGGGAUAUUAAAGUCACUUGCAAAAAUGACAACUUUAUUUUUAUUCCUAAAACCACAGUUUUGCCUGUGAAACUACACUGAACAGAGACUGUAACGCAUGAACAGGCUGCUGUCCAAAUGAAAUACAUUUCAUAAUGUUAAAUACAGUAAAUUAAACAAUGAAUGCUGCUGGCUACCUCUACUACACAUCACUGUACUGUAAGUUAUGGAUGUGCUGGUAAAUAGAGUCCCCGUCCAUGACAAUGUGAAGCCCUCAAACUUUUUAUAGCCUGUACCGAGAUAAAAUGCCACAUGGCUGAACAGAGUGCUCAGCAGGAAGUCCGAGUCCUGCUGAGUCCUGAGACUGACUGAACUUUGCUUCACAUGUUCACACACCUCUUGUAUAAGCUAAAUUCAGACUUGUGAGAUUAUACACUGCUUUAUGAAAAGGAAAAAAAGACCAGACAUCACGCUGGAAUAAUUUAUAAUCUUGCUUCCAAAGCCUAGAAUUUGCCAAUAUAAAUGUCAAUACCUGCCUUGUAUUUUCACAGCCUUUACAUUCCAACAGUUUGUUGUUCUGUGUUCACU